CCCGGAACCGUGUAGCGCGGGCGACGCACGGGGCGGCGCCGUUGCCUUGUUCGCCAUACUUGCACGGGAGCUCUUACUGCAAAGGCACCUGAAAUCACCACCGCACAUCAGAUUACGACAUGGCUGAGGAUCAGGUGACUCCAGAGCAGCUAGCAGCCAUCGCCGCCGAAAACGAGACGCCAGAGCCUGUGAACUACAAGGCACCGGCUCAGAAGUCGGUGAAGGAGAUCCACGAGCUGGAUAAGGACGAUGAGAGCCUACGCAAAUAUAAGGAAACCCUGCUUGGCUCUGGGGUCGCUGAGGCUGAUCCCUCUGUUCCCAAUGUUCAAGUGACCCGGAUGUCCCUUGUCUGCGAAACGGCCCCCAACCCUCUGAUCCUGGACCUGCAAGGAGACCUGGAAGCCUUUAAGAAGCAGGCCUUUGUUCUGAAGGAGGGAGUUGAAUACAAAAUAAAGAUCAGCUUUAAGGUGAACAGGGAGAUAGUUUCGGGUCUGAAGUAUGUGCAGCAGACAUACAGGAAAGGAGUGAAGAUCGACAAGUCGGACUACAUGGUGGGCAGCUACGGGCCUCGUCCCUCUGAAUACGACUUCCUGACCACAGUGGAGGAGGCUCCUAAAGGCGUUCUGGCCCGCGGCAACUACGUCAUCAAAUCCAAGUUUACUGACGACGACAAGCACGACCACCUGUCCUGGGAGUGGAACCUCAACAUCAAGAAAGACUGGACAGACUAAAAGAGGCCUUUGUGGUAGGGGGGCGAGGGAAACAAAAUCCCACCCUCGCCCCCCAGCUCUGUGCGUUCCUCAGUCGCCCCCAUCCCCGCCCUGUGUCCACCAUUUCUGCCUUCUUUGUUUUUACUUUUGUUGUGCAUUUCAUGCUCUCAUG
Molecule: messenger RNA, 882 nt
Organism: Dicentrarchus labrax (European seabass)
Lineage: Eukaryota; Metazoa; Chordata; Actinopteri; Moronidae
Product: rho GDP-dissociation inhibitor 1-like
Exons: 6
Coding region: 120-731 (203 amino acids)
Biological process (GO): Rho protein signal transduction
Cellular component (GO): cytoplasm; membrane; cytosol
Molecular function (GO): protein binding; Rho GDP-dissociation inhibitor activity
Source: RefSeq, a predicted model, not a curated record